AUGCCUAAGCAUCACGUCAUUUUCGGCCGGCCUUUGCCGCGGCUCUCGUCCCGUCGCAUAUCUGUUCUCCUGGCCAGUCUCUCCAUCUUCGCCGUCUUCAGCCUGCUCUUUACGGCGCCCUCAUCCAUCCCAGGGCCGACGCUCUCCAUAUCCGACCACAAGUUUUCCAUGUCAAUACCUAAGUGGAAGUCGCCCUCAUGGAACCCUUUCAAGUCGCCACCCCAUCCCCCGCAGCGGCAAGCAAACGACACCGACGGCCAGUCCUCAUGGUUCUCCGAUUGGAGAUGGCUCGCGAUCCCCUUCAGUUCGAGUUACACGCUGGACGAGACUAGGGCUUUGCUGCCCUACAUGCCGACGAGGCCCGAGGUGUACUGUUACUAUGAUGCUACAGCCAAGAAGGACCCCACACUCAAGCAGGCCGAGAAUGAGAUUCUGCUGUCAUGGAGGCGGGCGUGGUGGGCGCAGGGUUUCAAGCCCAUCAUUCUGAGCGAUGUAGAAGCUACGAGCAACCCCCUAUACGAUGAGCUGACGCGGAUCAAGGAUGUCGAGCCGGCCUUGAAGGCCGACUUGAUGAGGUGGUUGGCCUGGGAGAACAUGGGAGGUGGCCUAUUCACACACCAUCGUCUGUUCCCCAUGGCGGCCCACGACGACCCGCUGCUGUCUUAUCUGCGCCGUGGCGAAUACCAGGGCUUGACGCGUUGGGAGGGUCUCGAGGACGGGCUGUUUGCAGGAUCCAAGCAGGAAAUCACGGCCGCUAUCAAGGCUGUCUUUGGCAGCUCCAAGGCGAAGACUGCCAAGGACUUCCUGUCUGCACUGCCUGCCGAGCAGGAGGAUGACGAGAAGAAGCUGUUCUGGGUGGACGAAGCCCCAAAGUCGUUGGCCUACUACAGCGACAAGACUCUAUCUGAGAAGUACGACAAGGUUGCCAAGGCCAUCGCCAACAACGGUGCAAAGGGCCUGGACAGCCUGAACCAGCUCAUCACCUCCCACCUGCAUCUCACCUGGCAGAACAAUUUCAAGAAGGGCAUCGCAGUGCUGAAGCCACUUCCACAUCACACAACGACCAUGGUCCAGCCGGCAGUCGAGCUGGCCAAUCGGCUGCAGAAAUGUACCGAGUCGCCCUUACAAACUUCCUGCCCACCUAACAACCCGAAGUGUGCUCCUUGCGUCUCAUCCUCGCCCCUCAAGAUAGCAAGUCCCAGCAGGUACCGCAACACAACCGGCAUAUACACCAUCGGCACCGUUCCCCACCCAUACACCCUGCACACUUUGAACGAGCUCAAGGACGACCUCGACGUCCCCUGGAUUCGCCGCGACUGUCCACGCGAUGUCUGGCUCGCCGAGGUGACCAAGGAGUACCUUGGCUCCGGCGUCGGCGGUGCCCCACGUGUGCUGCGCUUCAAGGAGGCCGUGGCGGCAGAGUUCACAGCCUCAAAAUCCAUCUGGCUCACCGCCGAGCAGGAGCUGCCGGACGACAUCGACUGGCAUUUCGGCUUUGACGUCCCGACGGAGGGCCUCGACCAGGGGAAAUCGGAGACGCCUGUACCCGGCCCGGAGCGAAGGCCGCAGCCGGCGCACGACCCCACCGACGGGCCCGUCGCCAAGCCGGACGAACUGAAGAGGGAGCCGCAGCUACUCAAGAGGGCUAAGGACGUCGUCGGCGCGACCAAGGACAAGAAGAACCUGGCGCUGAGGACCGCCAUCGAGGCCUGGAACUUGGCGGACACGGAGGCGUGGAAGUUUGCAAGGGCUUUCCUUGCCAGGGAGGGGAUGGAGAGGCGCAAGUUCUCGGAAGAGGAGAGCAAAUACGCCCACGGCAUUGGCACUGAGGUGGAGGCGAGGGACGGCGCGGGCUGGGGCAGGUGGCUCGAUAAGGGGCACUCGUGA
Molecule: messenger RNA, 1887 nt
Organism: Diaporthe citri
Lineage: Eukaryota; Fungi; Ascomycota; Sordariomycetes; Diaporthales; Diaporthaceae
Exons: 1
Coding region: 1-1887 (628 amino acids)
Source: RefSeq, a predicted model, not a curated record